AUGGCGAUCAGAAAGCUUCCUCUGCGACGCGCAGUCCGUUAUCUGAAAAACGUCGUUGACAAGAAAGAGUGCAUUCCUUUCCGCCGUUUCAAUGGUGGAGUUGGCCGCUGCGCUCAGGCUAAACAGUUUGGGACCACACAAGGCCGAUGGCCCAAGAAAUCUGCAGAGUUCUUGCUCCAACUCCUAAGAAAUGCGGAAUCAAAUGCUGACUACAAAGGGCUAGAUGUUGACAGGCUGGUUAUUGAUCACAUUCAGGUGAACCGCGCGCCGUGCCUGCGCAGGCGCACGUACCGCGCCCACGGCCGCAUCAACCCCUACAUGUCGUCGCCGUGCCACAUCGAGGUGUGCCUCAGCGAGCGGGAGGACGCCGUGGCCAGGGCCGCGCCCACGGACGACGCGCCGGCGAAGAAGAAGCUCUCCAAGAAGAAGCUCGCCCGCCAGAAGGAGAAGAUGAUGAGGGAA
Molecule: messenger RNA, 462 nt
Organism: Iphiclides podalirius (scarce swallowtail)
Lineage: Eukaryota; Metazoa; Arthropoda; Insecta; Lepidoptera; Papilionidae
Source: the annotation of a GenBank genome assembly